Molecule: messenger RNA, 3600 nt
Organism: Scomber scombrus (Atlantic mackerel)
Lineage: Eukaryota; Metazoa; Chordata; Actinopteri; Scombriformes; Scombridae
Gene: lrp6
Product: low density lipoprotein receptor-related protein 6
Biological process (GO): chemical synaptic transmission; receptor-mediated endocytosis involved in cholesterol transport; Wnt signaling pathway involved in somitogenesis
Molecular function (GO): Wnt-protein binding; Wnt receptor activity
Source: RefSeq, a predicted model, not a curated record
UCCCGCAGGACAAUGUAGAGAGAGACACCGACCGAGAGUUGAUCCGACGCAGUUAGCAAGAAGCCAGCAGCCGGGAUGUUAGUGUGGAUCAUCUAAGCCGCGUUUAGAGCUCGCAUCGCGGCCGGAGUUCAGUAAUCUAAGCGGGGGGAGCAGCGAUGGGAAGCCCGGCCUGAGCUGCAGCUCCUGGGCCACAAACAGGCGGAAGAUGGGUGUCGUGCUGCGGAGCCUGUUGUUGUGUAGUUUUUGUUUUCUCAUACGAGGCGUGCCGCUGCUGCUGUAUGCUAACCGGCGGGACCUGCGGCUGGUGGACGCGGCCCACGAGAAGGCCAACGCCACGGUGGUGGUGGGGGGGCUGGAGGACGCGGCCGCGGUGGACUACGUCUACUCGCAGGGCCUCAUCUACUGGAGCGACGUGAGCGAGGAGGCCAUCAAACGCACCGUCUUCAACCAGUCGGGGGCCAGCGCCGUGCAGAUCGUGGUCCCGGGCCUGGCCUCCCCCGACGGACUGGCCUGCGAUUGGUUGGGGAGUAAACUGUACUGGACGGACUCGGAGACCAAUCGGAUCGAGGUGGCGGAGCUGGACGGGUCUCUGAGGAAAGUUCUGUUCUGGCAGGAGCUGGACCAGCCGAGAGCCAUCGCUCUGGAUCCGGGACGAGGGUACAUGUACUGGACGGACUGGGGCGAGGUGCCAAAGAUCGAGCGUGCUGGGAUGGACGGGACGAAUCGCUCCAUGAUCAUCGAUAAGGAGAUCUACUGGCCCAACGGACUGACGCUGGACUACAGCCAGCAGAAGCUGUACUGGGCCGACGCCAAGCACAACUUCAUCCACCGCUGCAACCUGGACGGCUCCUCCAGGGAGGUGGUGGUGAAGGGCGAGCUGCCUCAUCCCUUCGCUCUGACGCUGUACGAGGAAACGCUGUUCUGGACCGACUGGAACACUCACUCCAUCCACGCCUGCAGGAAGCAGACGGGCGGCGAGCAGCGCGUCGUCCACUCCGACAUCUUCUCCCCGAUGGACAUCCACGUGUUCAGCCCCAAGAGACAGCCGCCACUGAGCAGUCCGUGCUCUCUGAAGAACGGAGGAUGUUCUCAUCUCUGCCUCGUCUCACCGCUCAAACCUUUCUAUCAGUGCGCCUGUCCCACCGGAGUCCAGCUGCUGGAGGAUGGCAAGACCUGCAGAGACGGCGCCACUCAGAUGCUGCUCUUGGCUCGGCGGACCGACCUGCGCCGCAUCUCUCUGGACAUGCCGGACUUCACCGACAUCAUCCUGCAGGUGGACGACAUCCGGCACGCCAUCGCCAUCGACUACGACCCGGUGGACGGUUACAUCUACUGGACGGACGACGACGUGAAGGCCAUCCGCCGCUCUCUGCCCGACGGCAGCGACGCCCAGUUCGUGGUGACGUCGCAGGUCAACCAUCCCGACGGCAUCGCGGUGGACUGGAUCGCCAGGAACCUUUACUGGACCGACACCGGCACGGACCGCAUCGAGGUGACGCGGCUCAACGGGACGAUGAGAAAGAUCCUGAUCUCUGAAGACCUGGACGAGCCCAGAGCCAUCGUCCUGGACCCGGUGGCAGGGUACAUGUACUGGACCGACUGGGGCGAGGUGCCGAAGAUCGAGCGAGCCGAUCUGGACGGUUUGGAGCGAGUUGUGAUGGUGAACACGUCGCUGGGUUGGCCCAACGGUCUCGCCCUCGACUACGACGAACGCAAAAUAUACUGGGGGGACGCCAAGACCGACAAGAUAGAGGUGAUGAACAUGGACGGGACGGCUCGACGGGUGCUGGUGGAGGACAAGCUUCCUCACAUCUUCGGCUUCACGCUGCUGGGCGACUACAUCUACUGGACGGACUGGCAGCGCCGCAGCAUCGAGCGAGUCCACAAACGCACCGCCGAGCGCGAGUUCAUCAUCGACCAGCUGCCGGACCUGAUGGGCCUGAAAGCAACAUACGUGCACGAAUGCUUCGGUACCAACCCGUGUGCGGAGAACAACGGCGGCUGCAGUCACCUCUGCCUCUACAAGCCUCUGGGAGUCCAGUGCGGCUGUCCCAUCGGGCUGGAGCUCAUCGCCGACAUGCGGACCUGCAUCGUGCCCGAAGCCUUCCUGCUGUUUUCCCGCCACACCGACAUCCGCCGCAUCUCCCUGGAGACCAACAACAACAACGUGGCCAUCCCACUCACCGGCGUCAAGGAGGCCUCGGCGCUCGACUUCGACGUCACCGACAACCGGAUCUACUGGACCGACAUCACUCUGAAGACCAUCAGCCGGGCCUUCAUGAACGGCAGCGCUCUGGAGCACGUGGUGGAGUUCGGGCUGGACUAUCCGGAGGGAAUGGCGGUGGACUGGCUGGGGAAGAACCUGUACUGGGCCGACACCGGCACCAACCGCAUCGAGGUGGCCAAGCUGGACGGGCAGCACCGGCAGGUCCUGGUCUGGAAGGAUCUGGACAGUCCUCGAGCUCUGGCUCUGGAUCCUGCUGAAGGCUACAUGUAUUGGACCGAAUGGGGUGGGAAGCCGAAGAUCGACCGCGCUGCGAUGGACGGGACGGGUCGCAUCACUCUGGUGGCCGACGUGGGCCGAGCCAACGGACUCACCAUCGACUACGCCGAGCGCCGCCUGUACUGGACCGACCUGGACACCACGCUCAUCGAGUCCUCCAACAUGCUCGGUCAGGACCGCGAGGUGAUAGCAGACGACCUCCCUCACCCCUUCGGCCUGACUCAGUACCAGGACUACAUCUACUGGACGGACUGGAGCCAGCGCAGCAUCGAACGGGCCAACAAGACCAGCGGACAGAACCGCACGGUGAUCCAGGGCCAUCUGGACUACGUCAUGGACAUCCUGGUGUUUCACUCGUCUCGGCAGGGCGGCUGGAACGCCUGCGCCUCCACCAACGGACACUGCUCGCACCUCUGCCUCGCCGUGCCCGUCAGCAGCUUCGUGUGCGGCUGCCCGGCUCACUUCUCCCUCAACUACGACAACAAGACCUGCAGCGCUCCGACUUCCUUCCUGCUGUUCAGCCAGAAGACGGCGAUCAACCGCAUGGUGAUGGACGAGCAGCAGAGUCCCGACAUCAUCCUGCCGAUACACAGCCUGAGGAACGUCCGCGCCAUCGACUACGACCCGUACGACAAGCAGCUGUACUGGAUCGACUCCAAGCAGAACGUCAUCCGCAGAGCCCAGGAGGACGGGAACCAGAGCAUGACGGUGGUGGCGAGCUCUCUGGGUCCCAGUCAGGGUCUGCAGCUCUACGAUCUGAGCAUCGACAUCUUCAGCCGCUUCAUCUACUGGACCAGCGAGGUGACCAACGUCAUCAACGUCACCAGAACCGACGGAAGCCGGGUCGGAGUCGUCCUCCGAGGAGAACACGACAAACCCAGAGCCAUCGUCGUCAACCCAGAGAGAGGGUCACUACAUUACUUCACCAACCUGCUGGAGCGCUCGCCUAAGAUCGAGCGAGCGGCGCUGGACGGGACGGAGCGGGAGAUCCUGUUCUUCAGCGGCCUCGGGAAGCCCGUCGCUCUCGCCAUCGACAACGAGGUCGGGAAGCUGUUCUGGGUCGACUCGGACCUGCGGCGCAUCGAGAGCAGCGACCU